Eutrema salsugineum is the source of this 1475-nucleotide messenger RNA. RefSeq names its product probable protein phosphatase 2C 25. The transcript is spliced from 3 exons. Gene Ontology annotation, molecular function: cation binding; protein serine/threonine phosphatase activity. The record is from RefSeq and is a predicted model, not a curated record. Gene Ontology annotation, biological process: protein dephosphorylation. Bases 110 to 1297 code for a protein of 395 amino acids. Lineage: Eukaryota; Viridiplantae; Streptophyta; Magnoliopsida; Brassicales; Brassicaceae.
ACAAAAAAAAAAAACAGAAAUCUCAACGACGAGGUAGAGAAGAAGAAGAAAAUACAGAUCAAUCUUCUUCAACCAAAAACAAAAUCUCAAUCUUCAAAAUUCGAAAACGAUGUCUUGUUCCGUCGCCGUCUGCAAUUCUCCGGUGUUUUCUCCGUCGCCGUCUCUCUUCUGCAACAAAGCUUCUAUACUCUCUUCGCCGCAGGAAACAAUCUCUCUCACUCUCUCCCAUCUCAAACCUUCGACGUCUUCUCCUUCCUCUCCUUCCUCCGCCGCCGCCGCUUCCCCCAAAUCCCCGUUCCGUCUCCGUUUCCAGAAACCACCGACCGGUUUCGCUCCUGCGCCGCUUAAUUUUGGAUCGGACUCUGUUUCCGGCCAAUCUCCUCCUGGAGGAGUUUUGAAGAGAAAACGGCCGACGAGGCUUGAUAUACCGAUUGGUACUGCUGGUUUCGGAGCUCCGGCGUCGGAGAUCUCGAUUGCGACGCCGAGGGAGGAGAGCAGAGAGGUAGAGAGAGAAGGCGAUGGUUACUCUGUUUAUUGUAAGAGAGGAAGAAGAGAAGCUAUGGAAGAUCGCUUCUCUGCCAUCACCAAUCUUCAAGGAGAUCACAAACAAGCGAUAUUUGGAGUCUACGAUGGUCACGGAGGAGUCAAAGCGGCUGAGUUUGCGGCUAAGAAUUUAGAUAAGAACGUUUUAGAAGAGGUAGUUGGUAAGAGAGACGAGUUAGAGAUAGCAGACGCGGUGAAACGCGGUUACUUAAACACAGACGUUGCGUUUCUCAGUGAGAAAGACGUUAAAGGCGGUUCCUGCUGCGUCACGGCUAUGUUCAGCGAUGGGAAACUCGUUGUGGCCAAUGCCGGUGAUUGUCGCGCCGUCAUGAGCGUAGGAGGUGUCGCGGAGGCUCUUUCUUCCGAUCACCGCCCCUCAAGAGACGAUGAACGGAAAAGAAUUGAAACCACGGGUGGAUAUGUUGAUACGUUCCACGGUGUUUGGAGAAUCCAGGGAUCUUUAGCUGUGUCAAGAGGAAUCGGUGAUGCUCAGCUCAAGAAAUGGGUUAUAGCCGAACCAGAGACGAAGAUGUUGAGAAUCGAUCAGGAACACGAGUUCUUGAUCUUGGCAUCGGAUGGUUUAUGGGACAAAGUGAGCAACCAAGAAGCAGUAGAUAUUGCUCGUCCUUUCUACGUAGGAACCGAGAAGAAGCCAUUGUUGUUAGCUUGUAAGAAGCUUGUCGAUCUCUCGGCUUCACGUGGCUCAUCGGAUGAUAUUAGCGUGAUGUUGAUCCCGUUGCGCCAGUUCAUCUAGAUAUAGAAGAUCAUCUUAUAGAUUUUAGAUAGAAAUUUGGAGGGCUUCCUUUGAUUUAGCAUUGUUUAACUUUAUUAAUUCAUUUAUUUAUUCUUUCUAACUUUAGUGAAAAGCUAAACACAAUGUGGCCUAUGUACUUGUAUGAAUCGAGCAUUGGUCGAAUUUAUUAUAAUUAUCA